Paramecium octaurelia is the source of this 1221-nucleotide messenger RNA. Lineage: Eukaryota; Ciliophora; Oligohymenophorea; Peniculida; Parameciidae. The record is from the annotation of a GenBank genome assembly.
AUGUCUUCUGAAAAUAAGGAAAUAAUUGAGGAUAAAAUUUACAAAUAACAAACCAAAAUAGAUCAAUUAGCAAGGAAAUCUUUUAUUAUGAGAAAGAUAGAAUAGCCCAAAGAUGAACAUGAAUUGUAAUUACUUAAAAGAAUUGAAAAGUAUUUAUUACCUUUUUAGAAAGAGCCCGCUAUGAAAGAGAAGAAACGAAAAUUAUUCAAUCUCACUAGAUUUCAUCUCCUCAAUUUUGGUAGAUCUUCAUGAAGAGACACUACGAUUUAGGUGCUUGGCUUUUAUUGGAUGUAACAACUAAUUUUGCAUUGUAAUUCAAUUAUUCUAAAAUUGUUUAGAUACUUCUUUGACACCAUUAGAGUCAGAACACAAGCACAGAAUAAGUACGUAGAUAUUUCUCAUUUCAAUUAAAACAAUGUCAAAAACCUUCCCAUCUAUUCUGGACUUCAUUAUAAACUGUCCUAUGUAAUCCUAAGUGAUAUUUUGAGAAAUUUCACAAAUCAAGUGAGAUAUCAAUUAUUUAUGGAUCCCUCCUCCUAAUUUAGUGUAAUUUCUUCAAUCUCAUUCUUUAGAACUAUAAUUAAUUAACCAAAAUCUUGAUACAUGGAUUAAUCGCAGAAACUACAAUCACAACACUAUUGUUGCCAAUAGAAAUAAGAAAGAUGGUAGUGUAAUUAGGAUCAUUUGAUGCCAACAUGAAUCACUACAUAAAAUCAUAUAUGAGAUGCUAUUUCCCAGCUUUAAUUAGGGAUUCCCUUUUCUUUGUAAGUCACUCAAUCACUUAUAAUCUACUGAUGUAUGGAGAUCAUUACAUAACUUCACUCUUUAGAUCUGGAGAAUUCACUCCACCACCUGUAAUCCCUAAUUAUCAUAUGCUUAUUAGACGAUCUUGAGAGGAGAAAGAGAAAGGAAGUUUACUUGUAUGCUAGGUUCCUUGGGAUUUUCGAUUUUGCUCACUAAUCCAUUCGAUGUCUUGGUCACCAAGUUGGCCACUCAAAGAAAUGUAUUGAUUUAAUAUCAAAUCCAGGAAUCAUACACUAAUCCAUUCUAAGCAUUUAAAUUCAUCGUUUCCCAAGAAGGAUGGUCCAAGCUAAUUGCCAGUGCCAUCUCUCAAAGAAUUGGUUUCUACUUCCUCAAAGGACUGGUGUUCUUUAGUUAUUAGGAUCGUGUAUAUUAGAUGUUCCAUGAUGCAUUUAAUUAUGAGUGACUGUCUAUAUCAGC